Molecule: messenger RNA, 1446 nt
Organism: Ustilaginoidea virens
Lineage: Eukaryota; Fungi; Ascomycota; Sordariomycetes; Hypocreales; Clavicipitaceae
Exons: 1
Coding region: 1-1446 (481 amino acids)
Molecular function (GO): sarcosine oxidase activity; proline dehydrogenase activity; flavin adenine dinucleotide binding
Source: RefSeq, a predicted model, not a curated record
AUGGAAGGGGAUACACCGGCCGCCGUCCUCAUUGUCGGGUCUGGCGUCUUUGGCCUGAGCACUGCCUGGGCUCUCGUGAACAGGCCGCGGUUUGCCAAAAGCUCGAUAACGGUUGUUGACGAUGCCAGCAGCGGCCAGUUCCCGCCAGAUGACUGUGCUAGCGUCGAUUCGUCCAGAAUCAUCCGGGCGGACUAUGCCGACCCGCACUACACGGCGCUUGCGGCCGAGGCGCAGAAGGAAUGGAGGAAGCAAGGUGAGGAUGAUCUCGGCGGCCAAGGCCGGUACACGGAGUCAGGCUUCGUCCUGACGGCCUACAAUCCAAAGGAGCCGCCGAAAGUCGGAGCAAAGUCGGGCAUGGAGUACACGAAGCAGAGCUGGAAGAACUGCGUCGAGGCCGCCAAGAGGGAUGGGCAGCCAGCAAGCAAAAUCAGGACGCUGGAGGACCCCAAGGCCCUGAACGAUUGCCUGGGAACGGAUGCGCAUCCCGGAGACUGGGGUUAUUUGAACGCCCUGUCUGGGUGGGCAGAUGCUGGCAGAGGGAUGAAGUGGCUCUUCGAGCGCGUCAAGGCGACGGGCCGAGUCGGUUUCGUGAGCGGCAAAGUCGAGCAGCUGGCCACGGCGGGCGACAGGGUCACCGGCGCGCGGUUGAAGGACGGCACAGUCCUGCGUGGCGACGUUGUCCUCGUAAUGGCUGGAGCAUGGACGGGCGAGCUGGUUGAUCUCAGAGGGCGGGUAGAGGCAACAGGCCACGUUCUCGGCUAUGUUGACGUCAGCAAAGAGGAGCUCGCCGUCUUGUCCAAGCAGCCUGUGGUUCUGAAUCUUUCCUCUGGCUGGUUCAUCAUACCUCCGCACAGGGGGGUUCUCAAAGUUUCGCGACACAGCUUCGGCUACUUGAACCCGGUCGAGGUUCGCAACGCCCUGCCGUUAUCGCCCUGCGAGAAUCAAAGGCCCAUCGUGGUGUCGAGGCCACUGACGACCCGGGACGGAGUAUUGGCCCGACUUCCGCACGAAGCCGACCUCGAUUUGAGACAAGCCCUAGCCAACCUCUCUCCCGUCAAGGGACUUGAGAAGAGGCCGUGGAGGGAAACCAGGAUAUGCUGGUAUUCAGACACAAAAGACGGCAACUGGCUGGUUGACUGGCACCCUAACUGGAAGGGGCUCUUCAUCGCCACCGGAGACAGCGGCCACGCGUACAAGUUCCUGCCGGUACUGGGCGAAAAGGUCCUGGAUUGCAUGUUGGGCGAGGGAGGUGUGCUUGGGCAAAAGUGGAAAUGGAAAACGGUGGAUCAAGAGUUUGCAGGGAGAGAAGUUGACGGCAAGUUCCAGGGCCUGGCCACGAUGGAUGGCAGUCGUGGUGGCUAUCCAGGAAUGAUACUGAAAGACGAGUUGGAGAGGGAACCGUCGGCAACGGCGCAGAGCCGUGACAUUCCAAAGUCCCAUCUUUAG